ACAAUUUUAAAUCUAAUCUGAAUCGAGUUGAGUUUCUAAACUAAGCGCCACACGGUCACCACGCUGUUCACUUUUGGAACACUUCCCUCAACACCACCACUUUAGCAAAGAUCAAGCGAGAAUGUCAGCUAAAAUUCUCAGCGGAAAAGAAGUUUCGGCGCAAGUGAGAGGUCAGCUGAAGAAGGAUGUGGAGCAAAUGAAACUCAAAGAUCCAAACUUCAGACCCGGUCUGGUAGUUUUACAGGUUGGUGAUCGGGAGGAUUCGAACCUGUACAUCAGCAUGAAGCUGAAAGCUGCAGCAGAGAUUGGAAUCAAUGCAACACAUAUGAGACUCCCAAAGACCGCGACAGAGGAGGAGGUGCUCCACGCCAUCACAGAAGUGAACGAGAACUCCUCCAUCCAUGGCCUCAUCGUGCAGCUGCCCUUAGAUUCAAUCAACAAGAUUGACACAGAGAAGGUGACCAACGCUGUGGCUCCAGAGAAAGACGUAGACGGACUGACCAGCAUUAAUGCAGGGAAGUUGUCACGGGGGGAUCUCGGUGAAUGCUUCAUCCCCUGCACUCCAAACGGUUGCAUGGAACUGAUCAGGCAAACAGGUGUGACCGUGGCAGGAAAGAGGGCGGUCGUGAUCGGUCGCAGUAAGAUUGUCGGCGCACCGAUGCACGAUUUGCUGCUGUGGAACCACGCCACCGUCACCACCUGCCACUCAAAAACAGCUGAUCUUCCUGAAGAGGUGGGUAAAGCAGACAUCCUGGUCGUCGGCAUUGGAAAAGCAGAGAUGGUGAAAGGAGAGUGGAUCAAAAAGGGAGCGGUGGUCAUUGAUUGUGGUAUCAACCACGUUCCAGAUGAAAGCAAAGCCAGCGGAAAGAGGGUGGUGGGAGACGUCCACUUUGACUCAGCCAAGGAGCACGCGAGCUUCAUCACACCAGUACCUGGGGGAGUGGGACCUAUGACUGUUGCCAUGCUGAUGGCGAACACCGUUCUGAGUGCAAAACGAUUCCUGGACAGCCAUCAGCCUGGAAAAUGGAACAUUUCUUACACCAAGCUUCAUUUCCAAAAGCCAGUGCCAAGUGACAUCGUGAUCUCUCGCUCCUGCAUUCCAAAAAUAAUUGACCGUCUAGCCAGGGAGGUGGGGCUGCUCUCAGAUGAGGUGGAGCUCUAUGGCAAGACCAAAGCCAAGGUCCAGCUCAGCAUCAUGGAGCGGCUGAAGUCUCAGCCGGAUGGCAAAUACGUGGUGGUCACCGGCAUUACUCCCACCCCUCUUGGGGAGGGGAAGAGCACCACCACCAUCGGCCUGGUCCAGGCCAUGGGGGCACACAUGAAGCUCAAUGUGUUCGCCUGUGUCCGGCAGCCCUCUCAGGGACCCACAUUUGGCAUUAAGGGUGGUGCUGCAGGUGGUGGUUAUUCUCAAGUUAUCCCAAUGGAGGAGUUUAACCUUCAUCUCACGGGUGACAUUCAUGCCAUCACAGCUGCCAACAACUUGGUAGCUGCUGCCAUUGAUGCUCGCAUGUUUCACGAGUUCACACAAUCAGAUAAGGCUUUGUAUAACCGCUUGGUUCCGCUCAGUGGAGGAGAGAGAAAGUUCUCACCAGUUCAGAUCAACAGGCUUAAAAAACUGGGUAUCGACAAGACGGAUCCUUCCACCCUCACAGAUGAUGAGCUCAGCCGCUUUUCCCGCCUGGACAUCGAUCCAGCCUCCGUUACCUGGCAAAGGGUUUUGGACACCAACGAUCGAUUCUUGAGGAAGAUCACUAUUGGCCAGUCUCCAACUGAGAAAGGAUACACAAGAGAGGCUCAGUUUGAUAUCACAGUGGCCAGUGAGAUCAUGGCGGUCCUGGCCCUCACCAGCAGCCUGAAGGACAUGCGGCAGCGCCUGGCUAAGAUGGUCGUAGCCACCAGCCGCAGCGGAGAGCCGAUCACCACGGAAGACCUGGGUGUGAGUGGAGCUCUAACGGUGCUGAUGAAAGAUGCCAUCAAACCAAACCUGAUGCAGACGUUGGAGGGAACACCAGUGUUUGUUCAUGCGGGCCCUUUUGCCAACAUCGCCCAUGGAAACUCUUCCAUUCUGGCUGAUAAAAUUGCGUUGAAGCUGGUUGGACCAGACGGUUUUGUAGUGACGGAAGCUGGUUUCGGUGCUGAUAUCGGCAUGGAAAAGUUCUUUAACAUCAAGUGCCGCUACUCGGGCCUGAGGCCUCAUGUAGUGGUGCUGGUGGCCACGGUGCGAGCUCUGAAGAUGCACGGCGGAGGACCGACGGUGGCUGCUGGGAUGCCGCUGCCAAAAGAAUAUAUAGAGGAGAACCUGGAGCUGCUGAAGAACGGCUGCAGCAACAUGAGGAAGCAAAUCGAAAAUGCAAAGCACUUUGGCGUGCCCGUGGUGGUGGCUGUCAAUGCUUUUAAGACUGAUACGGAGGCUGAGCUAGACUUAAUUUGCAACGUGGCGAAAGCUGCUGGAGCCUUUGACGCUGUGCACUGUUCCCACUGGGCGGAGGGUGGAGCCGGUGCUGUGGCCCUUGGUCAGGCCGUCCAGAAAGCCAGUGAGGCUCCCAGCAACUUCAAAUUCCUCUACGACUUGGAUCUCUCAAUCGCUGACAAAAUCCGAAUAAUUGCUCAGAAGAUCUAUGGAGCUGAUGACAUUGAGCUUCUCCCAGAGGCCCAGCGUAAGGUGGAGCUCUACACCAAACAGGGGUUUGGAAAACUUCCAAUCUGCAUGGCAAAGACGCACUUGUCUCUUUCUCACGAGGCGGACAAGAAGGGCGUACCGACCGGUUUUGUCCUGCCGAUCCGAGACAUCCGAGCCAGCGUGGGCGCUGGCUUCCUCUACCCUUUAGUCGGAACUAUGCCCACCAUCCCUGGCCUGCCCACUCGACCUUGUUUCUACGACAUCGACCUGGACCCUGAGACCGAGCAGGUCAACGGGCUUUUCUGAGCACGACGACGAAGCCCUUUAAUGAAGAGAGCAAAGGCACACGUGGAAUACAGACCAAGUCUGCGGACAUCCUCCCCUUAGAUUUCCUAGUUCCUCAAAAAGCUUAGGAGUUCUCCUUACUGCUAUGAGUUUUGUUGGACUUGAACAAAUAUUAAUUAAAACCGCCCUGAAUCUUUUAGAUUCUAGCCGGCUUUGUUACUUUUAUUUGGCUUUAAGUGUAGAGGGGAUGGGCUGAUCGUCAACGGUUACCAGGGUAGACAUAAUCAUAGUUUGCUACCUGUAAUUACUAGUCUGACUUUUAUUUGUGUCUCUAAUAAAAAGUUUUGACAUUCUUCUUACACAUUCUUACACCACAUUCAGAACCACAAAAACAGUUGUUUAAGCUCUUUAAUGUUGUUUUUUUCCCCUGAGCGCUACCACAUCUGGAGCAUUAUAUGUUGGGGGAAAAAAAGAAAAAACAUAAUGUUGGAACAGAAGUCUGAGACUGUACUUCACCAAAAUGUAAUUUUGAUUAAAUAUAGUUCUAUUAAAAUGCUUUGUACUGAACACUACAUUUUACUUACAUUUUUAAAAUUGCUUAACAUUUUUGUUGAUUUUGUUGUGUUGAAAUGGUUAACUUCUUUUGUGUGAAUCAGACUUUGUUUCUAUUGAUCUUUCAGAAAUGACCCAAAAAAUGAUUUUUAAUAAAUGGCUUCAAAUAAGA
Messenger RNA from Oryzias latipes (Japanese medaka), 3629 nucleotides. It is a transcript of the gene mthfd1b, whose product is annotated as methylenetetrahydrofolate dehydrogenase (NADP+ dependent) 1b. Gene Ontology annotation, molecular function: methylenetetrahydrofolate dehydrogenase (NADP+) activity; methenyltetrahydrofolate cyclohydrolase activity; formate-tetrahydrofolate ligase activity. Gene Ontology annotation, cellular component: cytosol. The record is from RefSeq and is a predicted model, not a curated record. Gene Ontology annotation, biological process: tetrahydrofolate interconversion. Lineage: Eukaryota; Metazoa; Chordata; Actinopteri; Beloniformes; Adrianichthyidae.